AUGACUGCUUUGCUUAAAGACCUGGCCCUUUGUGGUCUUGCUAUUUGCACUAUCUUUAUAAUUGUUAAAGCAAAUACUAGCGUCGAGCCAAUCUACCAGGGAGAAAGCGUCAUUCCAUUACGUACCCACUCUCUUUAUAUGCCGUAUAUUGACCAAGAUCUUCAAAAUCGUUGGUUCGACUUUGGUGCCGACACACCUUUGGCAGCUACGAACUGGCAGGUUGAAUUUGAGUUCAAAAUUGAUGGGAAUAAUCCUAACUUGUAUGGUGAUGGGAUGGCUGUAUGGUUUACCACAGACCGUGCAAAGCCCGGCCCCGUAUUUGGAUUCAUUGACAAAUUCGAAGGAUUAGGCAUAUUCUUUGACACUUAUGCUAACUCUAGACAGUCACAUUCAUUUCCCUAUGUAAUGGCAAUGUUGGGUGACGGUCAUACAGAAUAUGAUAAUGCAAAUGAUGGUAAAUCUAAUGAACUUGCCGGAUGUGAGGUCAAAUUACAAUAUAAGGAAUGGGACCAGUGGGAGCCAUGCUUUACUAUUAAUAAUAUAACAAUCCCUACUGUUUCCUAUCUUGGUUUCAGCGCAUUGACUGGUGAUGUUAGUGAUAGCCACGAUAUUAUUAGUAUUACAACAAAUAACAUGAUUUCUGUACCUCCGCGAGUUCAGAAGCCAAUUACGCGACAAGAAUCUACGUCUUCAAGCUGGUUUGGAUUGUUGUUCAUUCUUAAGCUCAUUGCUACUGCUGCUUUUCUUGGUGUUUUAGUGUUGAAACGUUUAAUGAAAAUGUAA
Cetraspora pellucida is the source of this 783-nucleotide messenger RNA. The record is from the annotation of a GenBank genome assembly. NCBI's taxonomy places the organism in Eukaryota, Fungi, Glomeromycota, Glomeromycetes, Diversisporales, Gigasporaceae.